AUGAACGGCCAAGCCAUCCCGGGUUUCUACUACGAUACGGAAAAGAAGAAAUACUUCAAGAUUCAAGGCGCCGCAGCAUCACGGGACCUGGAUCUAAAAUAUUCAGCAGAAAACAUUCGCAAGAGACAGCGAGUUGAGCAUAUCGAGAAAUUAGCCGCUGUUAGAAUAAAUAAGAAUCGAAAAGAGCGCGUCGUCCUUCGUAAUGCUAGCAACCUUGUACAAACGUGCAUGCAGCGAGAAAGUGGGCGCAACAGACCGACUUUAUACACGCAAUGCUUACAUCCCACUGCCUACAUGUCUGGUGUAAAGUCGAUCCCAGACAGGGUGCUUGACAGGCAUGGAUCAGCCAUCGGCCUUUUCGCCAGAGAUGCCAGUACCAAGGCCAUCAUCUCAGUGCAUGGCGACAAUCGGAUCAUGUACAAUGACUUUGAACCACAAAUCACACGUGCUUCUCCAGUGUCUCAUGUGGAAGACGAAUGGCGGCAACCACCAAGCGGUUAUAGCCAUGAUUUGGCAAUCGAGACAGAAGUGCUACGCACACCCUCGGCCGUGUCCUCAAUCACACAUCUUCCCACCACGGGACAAGUGGUCGUGACAACUUAUGGCGGUCCUGGACCAGCGGUCUUACUCAUCAGUGAUCCAGGGCCAGACCAGCAGUUUGCAGACCUUCAAUUCACACCCAGAGACUGCACAACGAUAUGGGGCGUGGCCGCACGCCCCACGUCGAACACCUGGGAAUCACCCCACAGUAUAACAAACAGCAUCGCCGCAGCAGACAUCGAACACCUCGCAGUUGCCGCGUCAAACUAUCUCCUCAUGUUUUCCCGAGACAAGAGCAGCGCUUGGCACAGCGAAAGUCCGCUAAAAGGCCUCUCCUCACCCAUUCUAUCCCUAGACUGGAUCUCCCACUCCACCGUAGCAAUGGGCUGUCGAGACGGCAAGGUCCUCCUGCACGACAUCCGCUCACGCGGCUCAAGUCACAUCCUCACACACCCCCAACCCGUCACCAAGAUCAAGCGCGCCGACGAUCCAACACGGCUCAUCUGCUCUGGCCUCCAAAAUUCCUUGUACCUCUACGAUAUCCGCUCCGCACGGCCCAGGUCGUCACAUGAUAAAGCUCACACACAUAAUCCCGAUUCGCAUUACAAUAAGACAUACUUUUCCACCCUCGAUGCAAGUGGCCCCGCCCGCAGCAAAAAGAAACAGAAACUCGACUACAACAAUGCGGCAAACUGGUCCCAGCCUCUCCUCACUUUCCAGCACUACAAUCUCGACGAUGCCCACCUUGACAUUGCAGUGAAUGUGCCAUUAGGUCUUGUAGCCGCGGCGCAGGACGCCCAGACCGAUGUAGCCAUUCGCGUGUCUAAUAUUUACACCGGUAAGGUGCUGAGGGAGUUUAAACGGAGUAUAGACCGGGGCAAAUAUGGGGUUAAAAAGGGGGGUUCGAGCUCGAUUCAGACGCUCAUGUUUGUGGAUGAUGGGGAUGGUGGAGGCUGUGAAUUGUGGUCGAACUGGGAGGGUGGAAUCGCGAGGUUCCGGUGGUGA
Molecule: messenger RNA, 1545 nt
Organism: Plenodomus lingam JN3
Lineage: Eukaryota; Fungi; Ascomycota; Dothideomycetes; Pleosporales; Leptosphaeriaceae
Cellular component (GO): Cul4-RING E3 ubiquitin ligase complex
Molecular function (GO): protein binding
Source: RefSeq, a predicted model, not a curated record